Molecule: messenger RNA, 6913 nt
Organism: Sceloporus undulatus (fence lizard)
Lineage: Eukaryota; Metazoa; Chordata; Lepidosauria; Squamata; Phrynosomatidae
Gene: FER1L5
Product: fer-1 like family member 5
Exons: 52
Coding region: 245-6913 (2222 amino acids)
Biological process (GO): membrane fusion; plasma membrane organization
Cellular component (GO): membrane
Source: RefSeq, a predicted model, not a curated record
GGGAGAAAGGAAUGGUUCACGGGGUGUUUUAUUUCUCUUAGAUGUGGAAAGAGACACAAGAGUUGUGCAGAAGGAGCAGAACCCUGUUUGGAAUGAGACCUUGGCGUGGUACUUGGGCGACGAGCCUCUGAACAAUAAAUCUUUUGCAACAGUUCAUUUCCAGGAAUGGAACCCGAAAGCCGAAGCCAGGAAUUUCGGUGCCGCCAACAUUGCCCUGGCAAGAGCUGCUGAGAAAGAGAAUGUCAUGAUCACCCUGAGAAACCAGCCUCUGAAGGACAGCGAUAUGAAGACCACAGGUUGCACCAUCACUAUCAGGAUCUGCUUCACCCCUCCAGAACCUGUAGCUGUGCCUGUAAAGAAAUACGAUUACAGGAAAUUACUAUGCUGCUCGAUUUGUGCAAAGGAGUCCCUCCUAGAAGACUUGGCUCCAAAGGAGGUGGUCGAAAUGCCAUCUCCAACCCCCAUGCGAGAGCUUACAAACAAGAAGCAAGAGUUUCAGGUGCGAGUAAGGAUCCUUGAAUGCCGACAGCUGCAAGAAAACAACAUCAAGCCCGUGGUGAAGGUGUACAUUGGCGAUCACGUCUUCAGGACACGGAUCAAAGCUGGGAACAAUCCUUACUACAAUGAGGUAUUUGUCCAGAACUUCAAGGAGAUGCCUCUUCGACUCUUUGAUCAGUUCAUUACCAUCCAGGUGCUGAAUUCCAGAGCCAUGAGAGCCGAUUCACUCAUUGGAGUUUUCAAGAUUGAGAUUGGCCUUGUCUACGAAUCCCCAGGCCAUGCUCUGCUUUCCAGGUGGCUUGCGCUCUAUGACCCAGCUAACCUGAACGCGGGACUAAGGGGCUAUGUGAAAGUCAGCCUUUGUGUCCUAGGAGCAGGGGAUCAUGUGCCGGAUACGGACUUCGUAUCGGAGAGAGGCGAUUCAGAGACCAGCCUUUUACAGCCGACGGCUCGGCCAGCGGCCCGCGUGGUCACCCUCCAGCUUUACGUAUACCAAGCCCAAGAUAUGCCUCAAAUGGCAGAAGGCCUUGUGAAUUAUGCCAGGGCUGAAGACCCCACAGGGACCUCUGUGGAUCCUUCUCUGGAAGUUAACUUUGCAGGGAAAGUGCUGAAAACCAGCAUAGUCUUUAAAGACGCCAACCCCAAGUGGAACCAGCGCAUGUCCUUUCCGAUGCAGAUGCCAUCCAUCUGUGAUCUCAUCAAACUGUCCACCUUUGAUGGGGACCCAAGCGGAGACGGGAAAAUCUUAGGGACCACUUUUCUAAGUCUCUCUGAGAUCUCUUGUGCUGGAACCGACAUAAAAAAUAAAAAGGACUUUUCGGGUUUCUUGCCAUCUUUUGGGCCAAGCUUCCUCACUUUAUAUGGGACCCCACAGGAGUUUAUGACUGAAGAAGAGGAUUAUGAGAAUGUCAGCAUUGGGAUGGAGGAAGGGAUUGCUUACCGAGGAAGAGUUCUGGUGGAGCUGAGCAUCAAAAUGGAGCCAAUCCCUAUCCAGAAGAUUGAUGACAUCCCCGAAGACGCAAUUAAAAGGGUGGAGCGCUUCUUGCCUCAACGACGGUACGGACUGUGUGUCGUCUUUUACUCUGCAACAAUGUUGGCCAACAUAAAGGAACACAUCCAGUUUGAGGUCAGCAUUGGGAACUACGGCAACAAAUUUGAUGGGACUUGCAAACCUUUUGCCUCCACCACUCAGUACUGCCAUGCUGUGUAUGACGGGAACCGCUACUACUACCUGCCGUGGUAUGAUACCAAACCCAUGGUGGCCAUCACAUCAUCCUGGGAGGAUGUUGUUCACCGAAUAGCCUGUAUGAACAGCAUGGAGUACAUUCAUGCAAGACUGACGAAAAACCUGGAUGCUCUCAAAACCAUUGAAGUUGCCAAUGACCCGAUCGUGGGUGAUGUGUGGAAGAAGCUCCAGAAAGAGCUGGUGGAAGAUUGCAAAAGGCCUCUUCCCAGCUCAGAAGGCCAGGCACCGGCCACCGUCCUCGACCUGCAGCUGCGGAAACUGCGCAUGCGACUCCUCCACCAGAUCGCCAAGGCUGCGGACAAGACAAGUUGGAAGGUUCCUCUGAAGAAACUCAUCGCCAAAGUAGAGAGUUGGCUCACUAGGAUUGCCCUGGCCAUCACAGAGACCCAAAUCUGCAUCCCAGACGUGAUGAUCUGGAUGCUGUGCGACGAGAAGCGGGUGGCCUAUGCCCGGGUGAAGCCAAACACCAUCAUGUUCUCCAGAUUUGGGCCCCAUGCCAGAGGCAUGCUGUGUGGCAAGACCCAGACCAUCUUCAUGCAGGGUCCUCAGGUCAAAGGGUCAUACAACCCUAUCCCUGCCCUGCUCCGGGUGCGAAUGUGGCUCGGCAAGCUGUCUGACAGUGCCGAGUUCAUGAAAUGCUGCGAAGGUCACAUCCUCGUCUUUGCCGAGACGUAUGAGAACCAAAAGAAGACCCAUGGCAUCUGGGGGACACGGGAUCUGGUGCCACAUCCCAACUUCUCAGAUGUAACCGGACAGAUCAGUCUCCCCAAAGAAAAGUUCCAGCUGCCUCUCGGUUGGAAGUGGGAUGGAGAAUGGGCUGUGGAGCCCCAAAGAAGGCUGUUGCUGGACAAAGAGACAAACUACACAGAAGUGCUGGUGGAGGUCUUUGAGAACCAGAGCCGGCAGCCGGGACGUCAGUGGAAAGCAGCCUCGGUCCCUUUCAGCAAUGCAAGUGGGGCUCCUAGUCCCCCAAAAGAAGAGAUUGAAUGUCCCAAAGGCUGGAUCUUUGCAGAAGACUGGAAAGUGGAGUUGAACCGGGCUGUGGAUGAUGCUGGUUGGGAGUACGGUGUUGCCAUCCCACCUGCCGAAUUUCCUAACACCUGGAACGUUGCCGAGAAGACCUACCACACUCACCGGCGUCGGCGCUGGCUCCGGAAGCGCUACCGGAAUCAUGGCCUGACCCCUGAGGUUUCCUUGGAUCGUUUCAACCUCUCCUCCUUCCAUUUCUUGCAGCACUCCGAUGCCAAGUCGAAACAAGAAACGUGGGAAUAUGCCCCUCUGACCGAAUGGAGAUUCCACCUUCAGCGGCAACCCGACGAUGUGUUUCGCCGCCGGUGCUGGAGGAGGAAGCUUGCGCCCAUUGCACCCAGCCAAAAAGCAGCCAUAUUCCUCUUGGAGGGCUCUCUGGGAGUGGAUGUGGAAGCGGAGGGGAAAAAGAAGAAAGGGGAGGCCGAGAAGAAAGACGAGAAGAAGGAGGGCAAAGAAGUCGAGAAGCACCCCUCGCAGACCCUCUUGAAGAUGAACACGCCUCUCCUUUUCUGCAUUUUCAAAAGUCCUGUCUAUUUCCAGUUGCGUUGCUACAUCUACCAGGCAAGGGAUCUUGUGGGCGCUUACGCAAGCGGCUCCGCAGAUCCUGUGGCCCACGUUUCCUUCCUUCACACAAGCCAAUGCACCAAGAUUGUACCUGGCACGCUGCACCCGCUGUGGGACCAGAGUCUCCUCUUUGAGAACAUCAUGAUCUAUGGAGACCCCCGGGCAACCGAGGAGGAUCCUCCGGUUGUGGCGGUGGAGAUCGUAGACAUCGAUCCUACGGGCCGUUCUGACUAUGUCAUGGGGAGGGCUUUGAGCAUCCCAGUCGUCUACCUGGACCUCAAUUCACGAAGGAUUCCUCGUCUCCACAGUCAUAUCAUCCUGAAAGAAGAGAUGGAGGCUGGAUAUCUCCUGGCGGCUUUUGAGCUUCUAUUAGACAAGAAGGAUGGCUCUUUGGGAAAACACCCUCCUCCUCCCUGGAAGGACGGGAUGUACACCAUCCCAAAAGGAAUCCGUCCCAUUCUGAGGCUGAUGGCCAUUGAGAUCCUGGCCUGGGGCCUGCGGGACAUGAAGAACUACAACUUGCUGGUCAUCAACAACCCAAGUCUCAUCAUAGAAUGUGGAGGGGAAAGCAUUCACACCCCAAUCAUCAAGAACUUCCAGGAGAACCCCAAUUUUCCCAUUAACAUUUAUCUCAUGAAAGUGUACCUGCCUGUAGAUGAAGACUAUGCGCCUCCCAUUGAGCUGACGGUGAUCGAUCACAGAGAGUUCGGAUACAAGCCAGUUGUGGGGCGUGCAAGUGUGAGGUAUCUGCACCAGUACUACUGCGACCCUUGGGAAGAAAAGAAGGCCCAUAAUCUACCCGAAAGAGCCAUUUCCAAGGCGAAGAAAAAGAAGCAACUGAAGAAGACCUUCUACAAGCCAUGGUCAUGGAUGAAGCUUAAAAAAGAGAAGGAUGUGGUGGAUGAAGAAGAGGAGGAAGUCGACUGGUGGAGCAAGUACUAUGUGACUAUGGGCGACCUGGCAAAGAGUGGACAUUACCUGGAGAGGGGCUUUGAUACCGUGAAGAUCUAUAACUGUGAACUGGAAGAAGUUCCAGACUUUCAAGGCUUCCAAGACUUCUGCCAGACCUUUAAGCUCUACCGAGGACGGGUGACGGUUGAGGACCCCGUAGUUGGAGGCGAAUUCAAAGGGCUUUUCCGAAUCUAUCCAAUCCCAGAAGACCCCAACAUCCCACCUCCUCCGCGCCAGUUCCAGGAGCUUCCCCAAAAUGUCUGCCAGUCGUGUUUGGUCCGGGUCUACAUUAUCCGGGCCUUUAACCUCCAGCCAAAGGACAGAAAUGGCCUGUGCGAUCCCUACGUCUGGAUCAAGAUAGGGAAGAAGCGGGUUGGAGAAAGAGAGGAGUAUAUUCCCAACACUUUGGAGCCUGUCUUUGGGAGAAUGUAUGAACUCUCCUGCUGCAUCCCAGUAGAAAAGGACUUGAAGAUCUCCUUCUACGACUUCGACAUCUUUCCCCCAGAUGACGACAUCGGGGACACCACCAUCGACUUGGAAAACCGGCUCCUUUCUCGCUAUGGGGCAAACUGCGGACUUCCACAGACUUAUUGCGUUGCUGGUCCCAGUGAAUGGCGAGAUCAGCUGCUCCCCACUGAGCUCUUGAACAAUUAUGCGCGAACCAAAAACUUACCUCUGCCGGCGAUACAUGAAGAUGGAACCCAAGCCCUUUUCAUGGGCAAGACCUACCACCUGUCUGACUUUGAGACCCAAGCCCCUUUGCAUGACUACCUGGGAGCUGCCAAAGAACGCCUUGCCCUCCACCUCCUCCAUACUUGUGGGCUGGUGCCUGAACACAUCGAGACUCGCACUCUUUACAACCCUGCCCAUCCUGGGAUUGACCAGGGCAAAGUGCAGAUGUGGGUUGACAUCUUCCCGGAAGCCUUAGGCGAGCCAGGACCUCCUUUUGACAUCACCCCAAGGCAGCCAAAGAGGUAUGAACUGCGUGUCAUCAUUUGGAACACCAAAGACGUAGACCUGGAAGACACCAACAUUUUUGGAGACAGGAUGAGCGACAUCUACGUCAAAGGGUGGCUGGAUGGCUUGGAAGAGGACAAGCAGAAGACAGACGUCCAUUACAGGUCCCUCUCGGGAGAAGGCAACUUCAACUGGCGCUUUAUCUUUCCCAUGGAAUAUCUGCCCAUGGAGCAGGUCCUGGUCCUCACCAAGAAGCAACACUUUUGGAGUCUGGAUGAGACCAUGCAGAAAGUGCCCCCCAAACUCAUUAUCCAGAUCUGGGACAAUGACAAAUUUUCAGCGGAUGAUUUUCUAGGCAUACUGGAGCUGAACCUGAACAGCAUGCCUCGCCCCGCCAGACGCCCCCGGGACUGCACUGUGAAAAUGGUGCUAGAAGACAACACGGUCACCCCCACCUCUUUUUUCAGGCGCAAGAAACCAAAACAUAUCUCCAUGUUCACACAGAAGAACACGAGGGGCUGGUGGCCCUGCAUCGUCUUCGAGAAGGACAAGCCACGGGUGUCGGGUAAGGUGGAAAUGACCCUUGAGCUGCUGACUGAGGAGGAGGCUGAAGAGCGACCGGCUGGACUAGGAAGAGAAGAGCCAAACAUGAACCCAGUCCUGAAGCCACCAGAGAGGCCAGAGACCUCUUUCCUUUGGUUCACUGCCCCUUUGAAGAGUCUCCACUUCCUCAUCUGGCAGAAGAGCAAGUGGAAGAUCUUAAUUUUCUUUUGCUGCGUCUUUGUAUUCUUGCUUUUCGCAGCCUUCAUCUAUUCAGCUCCUGGAUAUUUGGCAAUGAAGUUGAUUAGUCCCAUGAAAAGCUCGGGUGCCGUGACAGUACAACUGCCACCCAACAAUCUGCCACUGCAAGCCAUCCCCCAAAUGCCACCACCAGCUGCCCCUCAAAUGCCACCACCUCCCAUCCCGACAACAACAACACCAGCAACAACGUCCAAGGCGACACCACCAGCUACCUCACGAACGGCACCAAAGCCAAACCUGCCACCUCCACCGCCACCACCGCCACCGCCACCUCCGCCACCUCUUCACAAGAAGCGGCUGAAGGUCCACAGGAAGCAGCCAAAAGUCCACAGGAAGCAGCCAAUAGUCUACAAGAAGCAGCCAAACAUCCAUAUGAAGCAUCCAGGUCACAGAACGCAUCCAGGAGCCCACAGGAAACCACCGCCAACUCCCAAGAAGUCACCACCAGCUCCCAAGAAACUUCCUCCAGCUCCCAAGGAGUCACCACCACCAGCUCCACUUAAACCUCCUCCAGCUCCCAGGAAACCACCAGUUCCCAAGAGGUCAUCACCACCACUGGCUCCCAGGAAACCUCCACCAGCUCCCAGGAAACCUCCUCCAGCUCCCAGGAAACCUCCACCAGUUCCCAAGAAGUCAUCACCACCACCAGCUCCCAGGAAACCUCCACCAGCUCCCAGGAAACCUCCACCAGCUCCCAGGAAGCCUCCUCCAGCUCCAAAUAAACCUCCACCAGCUCCCAGGAAACCUCCACCAGCUCCCAGGAAACCUCCUCCAGCUCCAAAUAAACCUCCUCCAGCUCCCAGGAAACCUCCUCCAGCUCCCAAGAGGAACCGUCCUACACCCAAGAAAAGCCGUCAACCCUCCUAA